AUGGAUGGACGUGGCUAUGCCCUGCUUGGGCACUUAGAGAGGACUUCGGUGUGCCCUGAAGAUCAGAUUUCUGGUGGCGAGCCACAGCUGGAGGGCCAGCGAAGCCUGGUCGCGACUUUGGUGUGCCCUGAAUAUCGAGUUGAUCAUUAUGGCGAGCUAAAGGUGGAGGACCAUUUGCGGGAACAUUUCAUGUGCCUCGUGCGCUUGGACAUGACUCUGGGGCAGCAUCGAGAGUCCCUCCAACUGGUCGCGUCUGAAAGCUUUGAGAGCUCGAAGGGAGGGCCGCUGCCUACGAUGCAAAGCACCAUCAUCUUACCAGUUGGUGCAAGAGUACUUGGAUUCAAGUUUUGGGAGGCCAUUGACGAUGACUCGGGCUUUGUGCGGGUGUAUCACCCUUGCGUCCUGUUUGAGGAGGAUGGAGAGCUUCACCUCCAGCCGCUCUCCAAGCACUUUAUCCGCUCAGACUAUGUGAAAUUCCCGGGAAGGGAACGCUGGCUUCCUCCAGAAUUAAAAGUCCUCGAGACGAAGAGGCCCGAAGAGCAGGACAUCGCCAUGAUCCCCGAGGCACUGUUUUACGUGGAUAUUGGGCUGGACAUCUCGCAGUUGCUGCUCUUCGAGCGCCGCGGUCUUUUUGGCUACCUGACGCUGAACUGCUUCGGCCUGCUGCUGCCCGUGCUGUUCACGUGCAUUGACGUCGUCCGGUUCUGCCGCCGCAAAUCAGUAGAGCACGACUUCCUUCAAGGACUACUGACAGCCAAGCUAGUGCUGCCGUUGCUGCUCGUAGCAGUCUUGUCACAGUGCUUCACGCUGGUCAUGGCCUUGGUGUCCGCCUAUACCCAGAAGAAGCACUCUCUGCUCUCAGGGGCGAAGGCGGCCGAGGUUGCCGAAUCCGCAAUCUCGGCGCUGGUGCAGACGAACUUGCUGAUGUCUGCCCUGGGUGGCGUUUCACAAAUUGAAUCGCUCGAUUUGUCGGAUGGAGAGCUACAAAGCUUACAGCUUUCAGUUGCCGUUUCCUGUUUUUCCCUUGGCCUGGGCUUUGCCAGCCGCGACAAAGCGGACUCGGCAGUGCUCGGCCUUCCUGGCAAGCUGGGAUGGGGUCUCCCAAUGGCGGCCUUGGUCCUCACAAGAUCGAUGGAAGUGUUUAGCAGGGUCUUUGCUUACAACAUCAUACAGAUUUCUGUGAGGGGCUGGCCGCUGUUGCGUUUCGGCGGCAUUGUAGCAGUUGGCCUCGUGCUGCUGUCAUCCCAACUCGUCUUCCCAGAGGAGGCCUCUCUGGCAGAUGUUGCGGCGUCCGUCGCAGCCUAUCCAGGCCAGGUGCUUGAACCGAGCUCGCUGCUACCCCUAUGGCACUGCUUGAUGGUACACAUGCUUCUGGUGGCUGCCGCCGCUGGAGCCCAGCUUCUGAUACGCACGAGCUUUGCUCCAGAAGCUUCGAAGGUCCUUCCUGACGUGCUCUUGUUUGCGUGGCUGGUCUUCAGCUCAGUUUUUGUUCGGGCAUCCAUGGUGCAGCAUUAA
Messenger RNA from Symbiodinium sp. CCMP2456, 1515 nucleotides. Lineage: Eukaryota; Dinophyceae; Suessiales; Symbiodiniaceae. The record is from the annotation of a GenBank genome assembly.